GAUGGGCUUCGGCAAAUUUGUUAGCCCAAUUUGAAAAUCAGGCAGGCUUGGACCCAAUUUAAUGCCAGCGGCCCAGCAUAGAGAAGCAGACGCGGCUAGAUAUCUAUCCAUUCCUACAGUUCACUGGAUUCUUACCAUUCUUCCACAGCAACCACACAAUGAAUCUCCAAGCCUUCUUCCUCCUCGUACCAGCCGUCAUUGCCCCUUAUGUGAUCCUCUUAUUCAUCAAACAGAGAAAGAGGAAGCUCCCUCCUGGACCUUACAGGCUACCCAUUAUAGGAAACCUGCACCAGCUAACUGACUUCAAUCAUCGAUCCCUUAAACUCCUCUCCAAUAAACAUGGACCACUCAUGUUCUUGCAACUGGGUUCAGUUCCUGCUAUUGUCAUCUCCUCAGCCAAUACAGAAAAAGAGAUCUUCAAAACCCAUGACCUUAUAUUCUCCGGCAGACCAAUUUUUUAUACUGUGAAGAAGCUUACUUAUAACUGCUCUAAUGUGAGUUUUUGUCCAUAUGGUGAUUACUGGAAGGAGGUCAAGAAGAUUGUCACUACAGAACUGCUCAGUGCGAGUAAGGUCCAAUCGUUCAGGGCAGUGAGGGAGGAAGAAAUUGAACUCAUGGUGGGUUCAAUUGAGAGAUCUUCAGGUCCUGUGAAUCUCAGUGAAUUGACACAUUGUUUGACGAAUAGCAUCGUGUGCCGUGUCGCGUUUGGUAAGAAAUUUGAGAGAAAUGGAGGUGAUGGAUCAAGCAGAUCGUUCCAUAGAUUGCGUCAAGAAAUACAGAAGGUGGUUGUGGGAGUUUGUGUGUCAGAUUUUUUUCCAUGGAUGGAGUGGCUUAACAAACUCAGCGGCUUUGAAGCAAGGAUACAAAGACAUUUUGCAGAGCUGGACAAGGUGUAUGAUCAAAUAGUAGAAGAACAUCUUGAUCCCAAAAGGCCUAAAUCUGAUCGUGGUGAUCUCGUAGAUGUUCUGCUUCGAUUUCAGAAUGAUCCGGCUCGAUCCAUUGCCUUUACUAACAAUCAAAUCAAGCAACUUUUACAGGAUAUGCUUGCGGCGGGGACGGAUUCAUCUGAGGCGACGCUGACAUGUACAAUGACAGAGUUGAUGAGGAAUCCAUCAGUGAUGAAAAGAGCUCAAGAUGAGGUAAGAAGAGUAGUGAAGGGAAAGAAGAAGGUGGAAGAGAAAGAUCUUUCGCAACUAAUGUACCUGAAGGCAGUGUUGAAGGAGUCCUUCAGAGUCCAUCCGCCAGCACCACUGCUAGUGCCAAGAGAGACAUUAGAGAGUUGCAGAAUUGGAGACUAUGAAAUUCCUGCAAAUGCAAGGGUGUUCAUAAAUGCCAUGGCAAUAGCCAUGGAUCCCAAAUUGUGGGAAAACCCAAAUGAAUUUCGACCCGAAAGAUUCCUGGAUAGCUCGAUUGAUUUCAGAGGACAACAUUUUGAGUUGAUUCCGUUUGGGGUUGGUCGAAGGAUUUGUCCUGGAAUGAACUUUGCAGUCCAGCUGAUUGAACUCGCACUAGCAAAUCUCUUGUAUCGAUUUGACUGGUUCUUUCCUCAGAACAUGACAACAGAGGAUUUGGAUUUGGAUUUGGAAGAAGCACCUGGUAUUACAAUGCACAAGAAAAUUCCUCUCCAUCUAAUGGCUACCUCUGCGAUAUUGUAAAGAUACUUUCUCAAGCAUUCUCCAAGAAAAUAAUAUGGUGCUUGAGUUAGCUGCGUGGUUUAUAAGGAAAGUCUCAUUUCUUCUCAUAAAUGACGCAUUGUU
Molecule: messenger RNA, 1757 nt
Organism: Tripterygium wilfordii
Lineage: Eukaryota; Viridiplantae; Streptophyta; Magnoliopsida; Celastrales; Celastraceae
Product: cytochrome P450 71A9-like
Exons: 2
Coding region: 159-1655 (498 amino acids)
Molecular function (GO): oxidoreductase activity, acting on paired donors, with incorporation or reduction of molecular oxygen; iron ion binding; heme binding
Source: RefSeq, a predicted model, not a curated record